GAACCAAUACGACCUGCGAUUCAUCAAGCUCAUCUCUUCACCUUUACGCACCCGUCAUCUCCCUCCACCACCUUCAGUAGACUUUGAGAUGGCCUCUCAACGGCUGGCGCUGAACUUUCAGCGAUCUCUCCGAAGUCGCAAAGCUCUUGCCUCGAUCCAGUCUCCUCUCCGACGAUACGCAAAUCCUAUCACUCCCUCGAGAACUGAGAGCACCACUCUUUCCAAUGGACUGACGAUUGCAACCGAGCAUUCACCAUGGGCUCAGACCUCAACCGUGGGAGUUUGGAUUGACGCCGGCAGCCGAGCGGAAACCGACAAAACCAAUGGCACUGCUCAUUUCCUCGAACAUCUAGCUUUCAAGGGUACCGGCCGACGAGACCAACAUCAAUUGGAGCUGGAAAUCGAGAAUAUGGGUGGCCACCUCAACGCCUACACUUCGCGUGAAAACACCGUCUACUACGCCAAAUCCUUCAACUCGGACGUUCCCAAGACGGUCGACAUCCUCGCCGACAUUCUUCAAAAUUCCAAACUCGAAGCCAAGGCCGUGGAGAGAGAACGAGAUGUGAUUCUGCGAGAACAAGAGGAGGUUGACAAGCAAUUGGAAGAGGUUGUGUUUGAUCAUCUCCACGCCACCGCAUACCAAGGUCAACCUUUGGGACGAACCAUCUUGGGACCUCGAGAGAACAUUCUCAGCAUUACCCGAGAGGAUUUGGUCGACUACAUCAAGACCAACUACACAGCCGACCGCAUCGUCCUUGUUGGAGCUGGUGGAGUGACUCACGAAGAGCUGGUUAAGCUGGCAGAGAAGCAUCUUGGUGGAUUGCAAUCAGCUCCCCCAACACCAUUUGCUGCUCAAUUGGCGGCUGAACAGAAGCGAAAGCCUGAUUUCAUCGGAUCGGAAAUCCGAAUUCGAGACGACACCAUCCCCACCGCCAACAUCGCCAUUGCAGUUGAAGGUGUCAGCUGGAAGGAUGAUGAUUACUUUACCGCAUUGGUGACUCAAGCUAUUGUUGGUAACUGGGACCGUGCUUUGGGCAACUCACCAUAUUUGGGCAGCAAACUGAGCACUUUUGUCAACGCCAACAACCUUGCCAACAGCUUCAUGAGCUUCUCCACCAGCUACAGCGACACUGGUCUGUGGGGUAUCUACCUAGUAACCGAGAACAAGACUCAAGUCGAUGAUCUCGUCCACUUUACUCUCCGAGAAUGGUCACGACUAUCCUUCUCCGUCAGUGAAGCCGAAGUCGAACGAGCCAAGGCGCAACUCAAGGCAUCCAUCCUUUUGUCACUAGACGGCACUACAGCUAUCGCAGAGGACAUUGGACGACAGAUUGUCACCACCGGCCGACGAUCAGACCCUGCUGAGAUUGAGAGAGUGAUUGGCAAGAUCACGGAGAAAGAUGUCAUGGCAUUUGCUCAGAAGAAGUUGUGGGAUCAAGAUAUUGCCAUUUCUGCUGUUGGUUCCAUUGAGGGUUUGCUCGAUUACAACAGAAUAAGAAACGACAUGAGUCGAAAUGCGGCAUAGAUGGGAUAAGUGAGAAUGGAGGGGUGGGAGUGAAGAAGAAGACCUUUUGUAUUGUACAGUGCAUCAAUCGAAAAGAAAAUGCAGAAGAUUUAUAGUAUCUCCAUUCAGUGCGAGUAGG
This is a messenger RNA of Exophiala mesophila, 1643 nucleotides long. RefSeq names its product mitochondrial-processing peptidase subunit beta. The transcript has 5 exons. The coding region runs from base 89 to 1525 and encodes 478 amino acids. Gene Ontology annotation, cellular component: mitochondrion. The record is from RefSeq and is a predicted model, not a curated record. Lineage: Eukaryota; Fungi; Ascomycota; Eurotiomycetes; Chaetothyriales; Herpotrichiellaceae. Gene Ontology annotation, molecular function: metalloendopeptidase activity; metal ion binding.